This is a messenger RNA of Symbiodinium pilosum, 720 nucleotides long. The record is from the annotation of a GenBank genome assembly. Lineage: Eukaryota; Dinophyceae; Suessiales; Symbiodiniaceae.
AUGCUCUCCGUGUGCUGCUACGUGGAUCGGCCCUCGGCGAAAAUCCGGCAACAGCCGUUAAAGGCAUUAUGCGCCUCGGAGGACUCGCCAAACUACCAGGUGAUUCUUGCAGCAGCUAAGAACCUGGGCGGCGACCUGUCUGACUGGCAGCGUGGCUGGUGCACUGAGGAGGUAGUCUCGAUGUUUCUUCGCGGUCGGCGUGGAGACGUUACUGCAGCUGCGCAGAUACUGGCACAAGCUCUGUUCUGGCGGGAGCAGUACAAGGAUGUUCUCACUGGCAGCCGUGUGCCAAAGUGGCAAGGCGAUCUUCGCGUUCUGGCUCAGGGCACGAUGGGACACCCUCUGCUGUAUUUGUGCUGUCGACAACAGACGCACAGCUUCAGCGUCCCUGACACAUUGGACCAUGUCGCCUGCGUCCUAGAAACUGCUGUGCGGAAGAUGCCGCCAGGCGUGCAGCAGGUUGAUGCCGUGGUUGACUGUCACGGCUUCUGUCUCUGGUACAACAUGGACCCAAGAAUUGUGAUUGGCAUCGCAGAAAUGCUCCGGCAGCCCUACCGCGAUCGCUUGCGAACCGUGAUGAUGGUGGAUGCGCCUUUGGGACUACAGCCCGUCUGGAAGGUCAUCUACCCGCUGCUGCCAGCAGCGACAAAAAAGAAGGUCCAAUUUCUCUCCGCAGAAAGCGCAACUUCCGCGGUUCAGGAGCUUUUCACAGUGUUCAAG